AUGGACAUACCUCCGCAACCGCUGAUGCCGGAGCCUGCCGACCAUAUUUCCCUGCUGAUUGUUUUGUCCGGCCCAUCCGGAGUCGGCAAGGACUUCCUGCUCUCGCGCCUCAGGGCGUCCGGCAGACCCUACCACCUCGCGGUCACCGCCACGACCCGCUCCAUGCGCGGCGGCGAGCGGGACGGCGUGGACUACCACUUCGUAAGCGGUGAGCGAUUCGAGUCCAUGAUCGCGAACGAAGAAUUGCUGGAGUGGGCAAACGUCUUUGGCAACUACUACGGCGUACCCAAAUCACAGGUGGUGGACGCCUUGGGACGAGGUCAGGACGUCAUCCUCAAGAUUGAUGUGCAGGGCGCGGCGACCGUCCGCAAAUUGGCGCCGGACGCUCUGUUCAUCUUCCUCGCGCCGCCCAGCGAGGCAGAACUCGAGCGCCGACUGCGCGGGCGCAGGUCCGAGACCGCCGACGUCCUGAGAACCCGCAUUGAGCAGGCGCGCCACGAACUGCAGGAAGCCGAAACGUUUGACUACACCAUCGUCCACCACACUGACGCCACCGAUGAAGCUGCGCUGGAGAUCGAGGACAUCAUACGCCAUGAACGCCGGCGCAAUCCACCGCGCGUUGUCGCUCUCUGA
Molecule: messenger RNA, 633 nt
Organism: Geodia barretti
Lineage: Eukaryota; Metazoa; Porifera; Demospongiae; Tetractinellida; Geodiidae
Source: the annotation of a GenBank genome assembly